AUGGCAUUUUAUUCCUCGGAGACAGUAAUACUGAAAGAUCAGUUCAAUUUUUUUCCUGCUGUGUCUGUAUCUUGUAAUGUGACUUUGACUGAAAAAUAUUUUUCCAUUGAACAAAUUAAUAACUCGAAACCGGAAAGUGAUAAAAUAUCAUUAAAUGAUGUGAUCGGGUGUCAUAUUUUGCGUGGAAAGUGCAAUAAAUUACGAGAUAAUGCAAGUGACAUUUCUGCGUAUUUUUGUAUAUAUGCAUAUCCUCUUAAAACAUCUGGUGGUAUAUUAAGUAAACAAGUACGACGUGAGCGAAGAGCUUUAACAUUUCAAACAAAACGAUUUGAAACGCAAGAUGAGAAUUUACAAUACGUGAAUAAAUGGCGUAGAGCGAUUUUAUCUCUUCUGAAAGGAAUUUCUUGCAUGGAAAACGGAGAAGUUUGCAUUCCAGACACUGUACCUCCUGUUCCUAAGUUUUUAAUUUUGAUAAAUCCGAAAAGUGGACCUGGAAAAGCUCAUCAAAUAUUUCAAGAGCGUGUGGUUCCUCUUUUGUUCGAAAGUGAUGUGCAAUAUGAUCUCCUCGUAACUGAUCGUGCAAAUUGUGCAAGAGAUUAUGUAAAGCAGGAGGAUCUUACUCAGUGGAAUGGAAUUGUUGUAGUAUCAGGAGAUGGGUUAUUGUUUGAGGUAUAUAAUGGGUUAAUGGCCCGUUCUGACUGGCAAGAAGCUGUAAAAAUACCUGUUGGUGUUAUACCUGGAGGAUCUGGAAAUGGCCUGGCCAGAGCAAUAAGUCAUACCACUGGAGAACCAUAUGAUGUGACAGCUGUUGUUCCUUCUGUUAUGAAUAUUAUUCGAGGACGGAUUGUUCCUAUGGAUUUGGUCAGAGUACAGACCCCAAAUGAGUUUUACUUUUCAUUUUUAUCUGUUGGAUGGGGCUUAAUGGCUGACAUUGAUAUAGAAUCCGAGAAACUUAGAGCUAUUGGUGAGGCUCGAUUUACUGUAUGGGGAAUUAUACGUGCUUUAGGUCUACGAAAAUACAAAGGAAGAUUAUCCUAUUUACCUGUUAGAGAUUAUGAUCCAAAAUCCCAAGUAAGAAUAUUUACAGAACCAAAACCUAAAAGAAGCAAAACUUUGGAUUGCACUUUAACCGUAUCAGAUAAUUCUGCUUUCACUGAAGAGGACGGAGAUCAUUCUAUAUUUCGAUCCAAAAGUUUUGGAGCUCGAGACCCCGAUAUUAUCCAAGACGAAGACAGAGCAGUUCGUUUAUUAAAAUAUAGUUUCAGUAACGAGAAAGUAAACAAUUCAUUUUCAGACAUGACUGAUUUUCAGGAACAGCUACUUCUUGAUGAAACCCCUCGUGAUGUUCCUCACUGUACAGUUACCUCUGAUGUAAAAUGUCCUCAACCAGCCAAAUCAGCUCCUUUCUGUCCUCCGCUGAGUAGUCCGGUUCCAGACGAUUGGGUCACCAUCAACGAUGAAUUUGUCCUCGUAUAUGUAUGCCAUCAGACACACUUGUCAUCCGAUGUUCUAUUUGCCCCUGAUGCGAGGCCUGACGAUGGCAUAAUGUGGUUGAUAGUUAUCAGGGCUGAUGUGUCAAGAGCUCAAGUUAUAUAUUUUUUGUCAUCAUUGCAGACGGGUGAACAUGUCAAUAUACCUUAUGUGGAUUAUAUUCCCAUACACGCCUUUCGUUUGGAACCCUCUACUUCAGAUGGCUUUCUUACCGUUGAUGGUGAAGUAAUUCCAUGUUGUACUAUUCAAGCUGAGGUUUUACCUUCUAUAGCCCGCAUAAUGACCCGCUGA
This is a messenger RNA of Uloborus diversus, 1782 nucleotides long. Its product is annotated as sphingosine kinase 1-like. Gene Ontology annotation, biological process: sphingosine biosynthetic process. NCBI's taxonomy places the organism in Eukaryota, Metazoa, Arthropoda, Arachnida, Araneae, Uloboridae. The record is from RefSeq and is a predicted model, not a curated record. The transcript is spliced from 6 exons. Gene Ontology annotation, cellular component: membrane; intracellular membrane-bounded organelle; cytoplasm. The coding region runs from base 1 to 1782 and encodes 593 amino acids.